AUGCAGUUUUCUUUACAGUCAGCUGUCCUUCUCUUUGAAAAGGCAAAGCAAUUGGGCAUGAUGGACAAAGGCCAUGUAUGGAUUGUAACAGAUGAGAUUGCAAGCCUUCUUGAUUCUGUUGAUUCUUCUAUCAAAUACAACAUGCAGGGUGUUGUUGGUAUUAAAACCAACUUCAUAGAAACUACAAAGACUUUCAGACGGUUCAAAACCAGAUUUCGCAGAAUAUACGGACUACAAUACCUUGAAGAAGAAGAAAAUUCUAGUCCUAGUAUCUUUGCUCUUCGAGCUUAUGACACAAUUUGGGCUAUUGCUGGAGCCAUGAAAAAUGUUACCACAAAAGAGUUGUCUCAAAAAAUUGCGUCCACUUCUUUCCAAGGUCUAAGUGGCAUGAUAGAAUUCAAAAAUAGCAUGCUAUCACAACCUCCAACCUUUCAAAUCAUUAAUGUUGUUGGCAAAAGCUACAGAGAGAUAGCAUUCUGGUCACCAAGAUUUGGUUUCUCAGAGAGCUUGAUCAAGCACAGUGACAUGAAAGAGAGGAUUGAGAAUGGUUCUAUUCAAGAGAGGAAUGAGACACAAAUAUCUGGAUUUUCAAUUGAUGUUUUUGAAGCAGCAGUCAAACAUCUCCCUUAUCAAUUGCCUUAUGUGUUUGUUCCCUUCAAUGGCUCAUAUGAUGAAUUGGUGCAACAGGUCUACUACAAGGGCUUGGAUGCAGCUGUUGGUGAUAUAGAAGUCGUAGCUGAUCGGUAUCAUUUUGUUGAAUUCUCACAGCCAUAUGUGAGCUCUGGAAUUGUGAUGGUAGUCACUGUAAAGCCAGAUAAGCUGAAGGAAAAAUGGAUGUUCAUGAAGACCUCACCAAAAGCAUGUGGUUCCUCAUGA
Molecule: messenger RNA, 876 nt
Organism: Prunus avium (sweet cherry)
Lineage: Eukaryota; Viridiplantae; Streptophyta; Magnoliopsida; Rosales; Rosaceae
Source: RefSeq, a predicted model, not a curated record